Messenger RNA from Peromyscus eremicus (cactus mouse), 951 nucleotides. RefSeq names its product olfactory receptor 52A5-like. Gene Ontology annotation, molecular function: G protein-coupled receptor activity; olfactory receptor activity. Bases 1 to 951 code for a protein of 316 amino acids. The transcript has a single exon. Lineage: Eukaryota; Metazoa; Chordata; Mammalia; Rodentia; Cricetidae. Gene Ontology annotation, cellular component: membrane. The record is from RefSeq and is a predicted model, not a curated record. Gene Ontology annotation, biological process: G protein-coupled receptor signaling pathway.
AUGCUCAUGUUCAAUGGCUCAGUCUUCAUGCCUUCUGUGUUAACACUAGUUGGGAUCCCUGGCUUGGAGUCAGUGCAGUGCUGGAUCGGUAUUCCAUUUUGUGUCAUGUACAUCAUUGCUUUGAUCGGGAACUCCCUAAUCUUAGUAAUAAUAAAAAAUGAAAAGAGCCUCCACAUACCCAUGUACAUUUUCUUGGCCAUUUUGGCAGUCACAGACAUUGCCCUUAGCACAUGCAUUCUCCCAAAAAUGUUGGGCAUCUUCUGGUUUCAUAUGCCACAGAUUUCCUUUGACACCUGCUUGCUACAAAUGGAACUCAUCCACUCAUUCCAGGCAACAGAAUCAGGCAUCCUCUUGGCCAUGGCUCUGGAUCGCUAUGUAGCUAUCUGUAACCCCCUGAGACAUGCCACCAUCUUUUCUCAACAACUCAUGACUUACCUUGGAGCUGGUGCAUUACUCAGAGCUUUCAUUCUUGUAUCCCCAUCCAUAUUGCUCAUCAAAUGUCGCCUUAAGUACUACCGAACUACCGUUGUCUCCCACUCUUACUGUGAGCACAUGGCCAUUGUGAAAUUGGCAGCUGAAGAUAUCAGAAUCAACAAGGUAUGUGGCCUUCUUGUUGCCUUUGCCAUCUUAGGGUUUGACAUAGUCUUCAUUACCUUCUCCUAUGUGCGAAUCUUCAUCACUGUCUUUCAGCUGCCCCAGAAGGAGGCUCGAUUCAAAGCCUUCAACACUUGCAUUGCUCACAUCUGUGUCUUCCUACAGUUCUACCUCCUGGCCUUCUUCUCUUUCUUCACCCACAGGUUUGGAGCUAACAUACCCCCCUAUGUGCAUAUCCUCCUGUCAGAUCUUUACCUGUUAGUUCCACCUUUUCUCAACCCCAUUGUCUAUGGUGUUAAAACUAAGCAAAUCCGAGACAAAGUCCUGAAGAUGCUUAUUUCCAAGAAACCUCUGUGA